Rhopilema esculentum is the source of this 3275-nucleotide messenger RNA. The record is from RefSeq and is a predicted model, not a curated record. NCBI's taxonomy places the organism in Eukaryota, Metazoa, Cnidaria, Scyphozoa, Rhizostomeae, Rhizostomatidae.
UUGCGCAACAGAUAAAUUCUUUUUGCUUUUUUUGGUGUCAUAGGUUAAUGUUAAUGCAUUUUAGAUAUCCUUUUUUAAUUUACGUUCCUUAGGCUUUCAUUUCUUUUUCUGACACGCAAAUCUGAGUACUGUUAGCAUAUCCUAUACUCAUUUCGCAACAUACGGAUCAAGUUACUUUUGUCACACAUUGGAUUGGAGGUGUGUUGUGUUGAGUUCUGAGGUUAAUCGGAUUGGCGAGGAUUUAUGUCCUAUUUGGUUACAAUGUGAGUUGAGGGAAGAAACCUUGUGCAAACAUGAAGAUUACGAAGAAGAAACCUUAACAGUUGCAGUGAUUUUUUUAGAUCGCAAACUACACGAAGCACGAGAACCAAAAAUUAAAAGACUAAUCUGAUGAACUUGACUGAUGUUACGCAUAACAGAAUGAGCAGGCUACAUUCUGUUGCAAACCAAGGUUUUCAGAAUGGGAGCACAGACUCUAGAGGAAGUGUCAGCUCAAGUUAUGCUGAUCUUCUUGAAGCCAGUGACAUUGUGAUCAGAGAUCAGUAUGAGGGAUCCAUACAAGGUCUUCCUUUUGGCUGCAAUAUUGUUACAUCAAAUCUUCAAAAAUGCAAAAGCAAGAUGAUUCAUCCUUACUACAAAAUGCUUUCACUGAUUGCAUGGAGACCGUUCGCUCCAAAUUCAGUUCAUUUUCAGUGUUUCUGGUCAGUCGUCAACUGUGUCUACCCUCUGCUUAUCAUAUCACUGCUCAUGGUCUGGUAUAUAGCAAGGGUUCUCACAUGCCAAGGCAGACUUUCAAUGGACCAACCAUCACCAACUACAGCACCGACAAGGCCGCCAAUGACAACAAUCGCUCCAAUUUCCAAUAUGACCAACUGGAGCUCUUUAGUACCAGCACAGUCACUGAAUGCUACAGCAAUUGACCCUUCAGAUCCAAAGAAGCCAACUAAUUGUCACCAUCUUUUCGGCACAUACAUUGUCCCAGAUAUACUUUAUUUCAUAGCUUAUAUCAUUGGGCUGUAUCACUUCAGAAUUCAAGAAAGCGAAGGACUGUAUGCCCUGAUGGAAAAGGUUUAUCUGCAAAGCUCUAAGCCUCAGCAAAUCACAAGAAUGCUACGGUUAAACUUGUACAUUGGCUUUUUCUGGCUGCUUUGUGCCACUGGCCUAGCUGUUUAUUUUCAUUACGUUUUCGGGUUAGCAGCAACUACUGGAAUGUCAAAUGACAAGCUAAUUUAUCAGUAUGGAAUAGCGGCUACGCUAGUCAUAGCAGAAUGUGCUGCUAACUGCGUCAUUGUGUCGGUUGUGAUCAGUCAUGGUAGUCAGUGCCAGCUACUGAAGUACUACCUUGAUAGUAUAAUGAACCGACUGGAGGAGAAAAACACAGAACUACGAUAUAUUAUGAAGGACAUAUUAGAUGUAAGGCAAAAUUUAUCAAGAAUUAACGGGAUUCUCGCAUUUAAUACGGCAUGUGUCGUUUUCAAUGUCUGCCUUAUGACUCUAGUAGGUUUUAUUCUGCUGGUUACAAACAAAUUAGAUUAUCGUGAUUUGUGGAUAUAUCGUUCGUGUUUUUUUGUUUUAUGGAGCGUCAUUUUGGCAUUCAGUGUGAUACAACCAGCCCGAUUGACAGCGUGUGGUGCAAAACUAAAAGACAAAGCCCUCGUGAUAAGAGUCUUUGGUUAUCAUACACACACACAGUUGGAUAUCGAUUCAUUUUUAACUUUUUUACAUUUGGUUGAUCUCAAGGCCAAACUGUUUACAAUACCAGUGAAGCCACAAUAUCUUUGGGGUAUUCUUGUUAUUGCAACACAAGUGAUGAUUGUUGUUGUGCAAAUGGCUGAUUUUGUUCCCGAAAACAAUUGGUUUUGACUUCUUCAUUCAACUAUUGAACUUUUACUGGAAUGUAUCAACCGUGACACAGAAUUUUAUUGCACCCUUAGAAGGGAAGUAUAAGAUCAAACUCUGGAAACAAUAUUUAAGGCUCGAGAAAACUCUCACCUUAACACAAGCACUUUUUAUAGACAGUAUAUUAUGUAAAUAUCUUACAAGUGCCGUACAUGCUUCUUGUGCCUGGUUAUUUUAUUCUGGAUAGAAAAUGUUCUGCUGUAAAAAACAUUCACUGCUGUGGAAAACCAGUCUCUGCAUUUUUCUUUAAAGUUUUAUGAAAUUUAUAGAAUGAUAAUAAUUUUUCACUGGAGCUAGGAUUAUUUUUCAAUUUCAAUUGCCGUUUUUGUCCUUAUAUCACUGAGUUUCUUAUUUUACAACAUUUAUCUUUGACACACUGUUUUGGAAAAAUUUUACUAACCAUUUUACUAAAGCUUUGUGUUAAGAAUAUCCUGGGAGAUUUCAUGUAAAAUUCAAAAGCUGACUUGUUUGCCAGUUUACUGUUUCAGAUUUAGCAUUCUUCAGACUUUGAUAUCAGCAGUGAAUAUUAUAAUUUUUAGAAAGAGUUAAGGUUGCUGUAAAGCCAUCAACAUUACAUGUAUUCAAAUGGUCCUUGACAUCCAUUAUGUGUCAGUGUAGAUUUGAUUGUUUACCUAAAGUUUUCUUGAUGUGAUUGGUAUGGGUAUAAUGCUGGUAAUAUACAUAUAAAGAUAGAAAAAUAGAAUACUCUAAGCCUUGAAAAAUGUGAUGGAAGUUGGGAAUCAUCAGACCUGUUUUUCUCUUGAUUUCAUGGCUUUCACAUGGUUUUUACAAUCUAUUUGCCCCUCAUUUAAUUGUUGCAGUUAAAUUAAACUGUUAGCUGCUGAUUUUCUAAAUUCCUGAAAAUUUACAAAAUUGUAUGAUUUUGUCAACCCUGUGAACUUCAAUGUGUAUCUAAAAUAUUUGCCACUCUUAAGUCGACAUAAUACCAAUUAGCUAAGUUAAUUGGUGCAAGCUAGGUUGCAAGAGAAUUUGAAGUCACUGUCAUUUUUCAAUUUGUAAACAAAUCCCUAAAAAUUUUGUCAACAUAAUGGUUUUCAGUUUUCCUCUUUCUCAUUUUCCCACAAUAACAAAACUUUAAAAUAUUGACAGAACUUUACCAUUUAUUCCCCAGUCCCAACUUCCUUCAAACAGGCUAUGAGAAAGAAAAUGUAUAUUUAUUUUGAUAAAAUUGUUCUUACUGUUUUGGUAUGAGAAAAUGAAAAUAAUUUAUAAUUUUUUGAAAAGAAAUAUUUUUGCCUUACCUUUCAACAACACAUUAUGUUUUUCUUAGCAUUUAUUUUUUCUCAACAGUUAGGUUUUUACCUAUUGUAUAGACUGAAUAACAUCAGUUAUAUUUAUAUGAGAAUUACCAAGAA